AUGUCAUUAUCUUUUCAUUCUCAACUAUCUGAUAACCUUGAUAAACUUAGCGGAAAAGAUAUAGUAGAACUUUUAGUGGCAGCUGAUGAAUUAAUAUUUGAAGAGCUUAUAUAUCCAUUACAAGAUUAUCUUCUGAAAAAUCAAUUAACAUGGAUUCAAGAGAAUAUUUUAUACGUUUUAAACACAGUUAAUUUGGACAUUGUAAAUUGGAGUACAAGAGAAUUUAAUGCAUUAGAAAAAACUUUACAACGAUGUAUUCCAUUGAUAAGAUUUGGACAACUUUCAAUUGAAGAAUUUAAUACUAAAGUUAAACCAUUCAUAAAGAUUUUGCCAUCAAAUUUGAGAUCAAGGAUUGUCCAACAUUUAUUGGCUAAAAGACAACCGGAGACUAAUUUGAUCACAAUACCGACAACCCCAGAAAGAGCGAUAGACUCAAUCAUUAUUACGCAACAACAAGCUGCACUUAUUGCUUGUUGGAUAGAUCGAAAACCAGUGACGGAGUCAACGUCUUUAUCUGAUAUGUUUCCAAUUCCGUAUUAUUUCAGAUUAUUAUUUCGUGGAAGUCGAGACGGAUAUUUUGCUAAAACAUUUCAUAGUCAAUGUGAUGGUCAGGGUGCUACAGUAGUUGUUGUGAGAGUAAGUAAAUCGGAUGAGUUAAUAGGAGGUUACAAUCCGAUAGGAUGGUCUUCACCAAGAGAUGUUGAGUGGCGUGGUACACGUGAUAGCUUUAUAUUUUCUUUAGGUGAUGGAAAAGAACUAAAUAAAGCAAAACUAAGUAGGAUUAAAGACGAUUAUGUAAAUGAUGCAAUUCAACUUCAUGAUCGAUUAGGUCCAUCAUUUGGAUUUUACGAAUUGAAAAUUGUUGACGAUGCUUCUCGAGCUGAAACAAGUUAUGCAUCCGGUGGAUUGAAAUAUGAACAUACUAUUAGGGAUAAAUGGAAUUAUUUCAGAGUAGAUGAUUAUGAAGUUUUUCAAGUUUUAAAGAAAUAA
Messenger RNA from Cetraspora pellucida, 990 nucleotides. Lineage: Eukaryota; Fungi; Glomeromycota; Glomeromycetes; Diversisporales; Gigasporaceae. The record is from the annotation of a GenBank genome assembly.